Messenger RNA from Aspergillus glaucus CBS 516.65, 1002 nucleotides. RefSeq names its product fungal specific transcription factor domain-containing protein. The record is from RefSeq and is a predicted model, not a curated record. Gene Ontology annotation, molecular function: DNA-binding transcription factor activity, RNA polymerase II-specific. Gene Ontology annotation, cellular component: nucleus. The annotation marks the transcript as partial. Lineage: Eukaryota; Fungi; Ascomycota; Eurotiomycetes; Eurotiales; Aspergillaceae. The transcript has 2 exons.
CCAUCAUUAUCAACCCGUUUCACCGCCGACGACUUCCCUACAUUAAAACUCAAUGAUGAUGCUCAGCACAACUAUGCAUCAGUGUUGCAGGCCACAAUCGAACUCACCCAAAUCCUCCAUAAUGGCCAUGAUAUCUUGUAUUCCUGCAAGACACGUACCUGGCAGAUGAUGCUUCGCGGUGACUAUAAUCGAUAUUUGGAUGAUUUCCGUAGAGCACUCUCAACGUGGCAGGAUUCUUGGGGGAAUUUAAAGGCGCCCCCCCGACUCCAUCAUACGCUUCGUACCUUUUAUGAAUAUGUUCGUCUAUAUGUAAAUGCUUUUUCCUUUCAAUCAGUUCUCUCGAGAGCAAGCGCGGACAACCAAAGCAAGGCUGUUAGACCGUCUCCAUCCGGUACCAAUCAAGUGCCUUCACCCUUCUCGCAUGGUAUCAUGGCAUCUGCGGACGGCGUCUAUAUUUUGGAAGCAGUGCAUGCUGCCAAGGAAAUCUUGAUUAUAGCAACCGAAACAGACCCCGCUACACAUAUUCGCUACAUGCCUUUUCGUUUCUAUUACAGUUAUAUCAUUUACUCGGCAGUAUUCUUACAUAAAGUCGACGUGUUUGACGCCUUGUCCACAGCGGAACACCGUGAAAUUAGGGAUCUGGUUAGGCGGUUUCUUCAUGUGCUAGAUGAUGCGGUGACCAGCCAUUGCCAUGUCGCCUUUCGGUAUGGCAAACUCUUGCAAAAACUCUGGUUUGACGACGCAGGUGCUACAGGAACUUCAUUAGACAGUAACCGUGAGGACCAGGUCAACCCAGAAGCUUCUCUCCCACACAAGGAGUACUCUUUCGGUUCCACUCUUGACAAUUCAGGCGAUGCCCCCCCGUCUGGAUUAGAUCUGCAAAUUCCGGAAGCCAAUUACAGACUGGUGCCAGAAUUCGAUCUGCUUUACCAGAGCCUUUUCAACCUAGGGACGGAUCCCUUCAGCUCAGAGUCGGCCGCAGGGAUGGACUUCAGGAUCUAA